AUGUCGGCAGAAUCAGACAGACCCAACCUACCUGCGGAUACGCUCUUCGCGGAGCGAGCCAAUCUGAUCGGCGACUGCCUCUCUCAGAUAGUUUUUGGAGCGAUAGUGGUCAUUUUCCUCCAAACUAUGUAUACUCUUUUCAACUAUCCCAAACAGUGGAGAGUAAAGAGGAAUUGGUUUCUCAUUGCCUACACAUUCGUCUUGUUCACCUUCGCAAUAACCUUUAUUUCGGUUAACAUGAAGUGGCUCCAGCUCAUGUUCAUUGACCACCGCGAGCAUGAGGGUGGUCCACUCGGGUUUUCGAUGACGCAGUACUCCCAACCCGCGGUAUCAACGGCCAACGUAGUCGGUGUGAUGUGUGGGUGGAUGGCAGAUGGUUAUCUGCUGUACCGUUGCCUGUCAAACUUCCGGAUACACGUCUGUGUAAUGUUGGUUCUGUUCCUUAUAUAUCUCGGGUCCAUUGCAAUGGGAUCCCUGUUCCUCUAUCAAGCAUUGCGACCUGGGGCGAGCCUCUUCAACCAUCUCAGCGUUAACUUUGGUGUUCCCUACUUUUCUCUCACCGCCGGUCUUAACGUCUUGAUCUCGUCACUUAUCGUUGUCCAGUGGUUGAUGUUUCGUCGCGAGGUCAAACGCGUGCUGGGACAUGACUAUACCGUGUUCUCUCCUUACGUUGCUGCAGGUCCUCUGCUGAUUGAGAGUUCAUUGAUCUACGCAGUCAACUCCAUCGUAUUUGUUGUACCUUAUGGGCUGGGCAGUCAUGUAGCAAAUAUUUUCCUGCCCCUGCAGGCUCUGGCGCCGGUUUUAUCAUCCAUGCUCAUUGUACACCGUGUCGCCAUGCGACGUGCUUGGGAUUCUCACACGCUCACCACCUCAUUGACCACCAUCGAAGCGCGUUCUAGGCAUCAAAUUCAAGCAGCUGUGAAUGUGGAAGCGUAUGGUGAUGAGAAAAGUCGCGUUUGA
Molecule: messenger RNA, 960 nt
Organism: Desarmillaria tabescens
Lineage: Eukaryota; Fungi; Basidiomycota; Agaricomycetes; Agaricales; Physalacriaceae
Exons: 5
Coding region: 1-960 (319 amino acids)
Source: RefSeq, a predicted model, not a curated record